Messenger RNA from Cylindrotheca closterium, 621 nucleotides. The record is from the annotation of a GenBank genome assembly. NCBI's taxonomy places the organism in Eukaryota, Bacillariophyta, Bacillariophyceae, Bacillariales, Bacillariaceae.
AUGAAGUUCUCUACUACUUGCACCGCUCUGCUAUUGGCAUCUGCCUCGGCUUUCACUCCUUCCCAUAAGCCUUUUUGCUCCACUUCUCUAAAAGCACAAACUGGUGUUUCCAGAACUGACUUUUUCGCGCAAUUGGCUGGCGUCGCUGUAGUCGCUAGCGCUUUCCCCGGAGCCGCAAACGCUGCUAAGUACGGUGGAAUCGGUGCCUCGUCUCCAGGUGUUCUUGACCCGAAGGAAGCUAUUGUUGAUAGUGAAAUCCUUGCCUCAUCUGGUGUCCAAGAUGCUUUGAAAUCUGUGAAGAGCUAUGCUGCGUUGGUUGGUGAAAUGAAGAAAACCGUGGCAGGGAAUGAGCAAGUCAACCUUGGACCAGUCCUUCGUAAGCAAUUCGAUUUCGGAAAGCUUCGUGCUGACCUUAACACAUUGAACACUGCUUUUGAUGAAGACACACAAAGAGGAACAGAUCGUCUGAUCCGAGGAAUUCUUCAGGACCUGACAGAAAUUGAAACUGCUAAUGUCCAAAAGGAAGGAAUUGAGAGAAGUCCAAGACGUGUAGCCACUUUGAACGCCAAAUUGGACAAGGUUGAAAGCGCUUUCAAUCAAUACCUAGCUUUUGUCCCAUAA